AAAUUGAAGCAGCGAGCUUGCCGACGCCGAUUGCAAUCGGAAAUUCAAAAUGGCGCUCCCUGCCAACUAUAAACACAACAUACCGGGUCCAUCGAUGCCACCCCAACGACUACGCCCAUCGGGCUCGGGUGCCGACCGGAAAGACAAUUCGAGCCCCUUCAUGCACAACCCGCACGGCAAUCCGGCGUUCAAUCCGCAGAAGAUGGGUAAAGCUUCGGCGGCGUCCGAAUCGAAGAUGAUCAAACCACCGAAACCACCCGAAAAGCCACUGAUGCCGUACAUGCGCUAUUCGCGCAAAGUGUGGGACUCGAUCAAGGCGUCCAAUUCCGACCUGAAGCUGUGGGAGGUGGGAAAGAUUAUCGGCCAGCAGUGGCGUCUGUUGCCCGAUUCGGAAAAGGAAGAGUACAUUGCGGAGUACGAGCUGGAGAAGGCGGAACACGAGAAGAACAUGAAAGCGUACCACAACUCUCCGGCCUAUCUGGCAUACCUGACGGCACGAAACAAGGUGAAACCGGGCGAUGGUGAUGGUCACGAGACUUCAUCGCGCUCCAGUUCGAAGGGUACGCAAGCGGACCGUCGUAUUGACAUUCAGCCGGCGGAAGAUGAAGAUGAUCCGGACGAUGGGUAUUCGUUCAAGCACGUAGCGUACGCACGUUUUUCGCGUAAUCAUCGGUUGAUUAAUGAAAUAUUUUCGGACGCGGUUGUGCCGGAUGUUCGUUCGGUUGUUACGACGCAGCGCAUGCACGUGCUGAAGCGCCAGGUGCAGUCGCUAACGAUGCAUCAAAUGAAGUUGCAACACGAAUUGCAGCUGAUUGAGGAAAAGUUUGAAACACGCAAGCGGAAGUUUGUCGAAUCGAGCGAAACGUUCCAAGACGAGCUGAAAAAGCACUGCAAACCGGCCGUGGAUGAGGAAACCUUUCAGAAGAUGGUUGACCGGCAGUACGAGAUGAUGAAGCGAGACCGUCUGCGGGCACUCGAGGAAGCACAGAAGCCGACAGCACCGGCUCCGACACCGGCACCGACACAGCAACCUCCGGCAGGGCCACCAAAGCAAGAGCCGGAACAAACGUCAGAACAGGCCGCUUCAAAUGAAUCUUCUUCUGCAGAGGCUGGUGAGGCACCGGCAGGAGCAAAUGCAGAAUCGACCGAAACGGCCAGAGAUCGGUCACCACCAGCAGCAGCCGUUUCGGAUGAAUCUCAAGGGUCACAAGAUUCUUCAGCUGGGGCACCACCGCAACAACCGCCAAUGGAGAAGAUGGACACUACGGAAGAAGCUAAGCCAGAAGCAAAAGAUGAAAAUGUGCCCGCCGGUAUGUCGAAAGCAACUCCAGAAGUGGCCAAAGAGCCAGUUGUACCGGCCCCGAACGUUUCAGUUGUUCCAGAUCAGCAAGUUCCAGUUUCGGUGGUACCUCCCGGUGUUCCUCCUGCUCCUUCCCAUCAUGCUGGAGCAAUUCCGCCAACACCGCCCACGGUCCCUACACCACCAGCGGAACCAAAACCGGAAGUUCCGCCCUCAUCAACCGUGCACCAUACUGGCCCUGCCCAGCCACCCGCACAUCAUGCUGUCGUUCACGGUGCUUAUCCUCCCCAUGGCGCUCCAGUAACUUCUGCGGCCACCGUGCCAACUCCACAUCAAGCACCGAUUGUACCCACACCACCUCCCCCAUCUCACACCCCGGAAGCACAGGUCCCACCACCAAACGUAACCGUGCCGCAUCAUCAGCCACCCCAUCCUCCUCCUCAUCACAUGCCACCGCACAUGCAGCCACACCCGGGCAUGCCAACACAUGGACCCACAUUCCCCGGCUAUCCGCACGCCGGUUCACCGCGUGCACCGUACUAUCUGUCGUCGUACGGAGCACACCCACAACCGUACGGCCAGUACGGACACUAUCCGUACCAUCAGCAGUAUGCACCACCGCCACCACCCCCUGGCAGCUACGUAACGGGAGCGGUUCGACCGCCGGGUGGACCUCCCGGACCGAUGGGACAUUACGGUGAGGUACAUCCGCAUCCGGAAGCACAUCACGGUUACGGACCACCACCACCGACGGCUGGUGGACCGCCCGGUAGUAUGGCACCCGGUGCACCACCACCAACCCCGACAAUGGUCACAGCAACGGCUACCGUAACGCCACCAACGGCGGUCCCGUCUGUCUCACAACCGGAACCAGGUGAGAUUGAGCCAGAAAAGGCACCGGCAGCGGUUGCACCCGCGCCUCCACCAGUAUCCACUCCGGCGUCCAAGAAGCGUAAGAAGGGUGGUGCUGCAGCAGCCGCCAAGCUCGACGAUGCCGACAAGAAAGACGAUUGAUCGUAUGC
Molecule: messenger RNA, 2322 nt
Organism: Anopheles maculipalpis
Lineage: Eukaryota; Metazoa; Arthropoda; Insecta; Diptera; Culicidae
Product: SWI/SNF-related matrix-associated actin-dependent regulator of chromatin subfamily E member 1-like
Exons: 1
Coding region: 50-2314 (754 amino acids)
Biological process (GO): negative regulation of DNA-templated transcription
Cellular component (GO): SWI/SNF complex
Molecular function (GO): nuclear receptor binding; nucleosomal DNA binding
Source: RefSeq, a predicted model, not a curated record